AGAACAACAAAAUCGAAUCCCAUCAUGCUUUGCCGUGCCCGCCGACCCGAGCGCUACCGAUGCUAGGCUAACUGUCGUUAGCCACCGGGAGCGGACAUGUUGUACCGACCGUUCCUUCAAUAAUCGUCACUGUAAGCGGGGAAUCGGGAGUUAAGGAGAGGGCUCGGAGCGUUAGGCAAUCAUGGAUGCAGUUAACGCUUUUAACCACGAGUUAUUCUCAUUGAUGGACUCCAAGCCCCCAAUAUCUCGGGCAAAGAUGAUCUCCAUCACCAAAUCGGCCAUCAAAGCUAUGAAACUCUACAAACAUGUGGUCCAGAUUGUGGAAAAGUUUAUCAAAAAGUGUAAGCCUGAGUACAAGGUUGCAGGCCUGUAUGUGGUGGAUUCCAUUGUUAGGCAGUCCAGACACCAGUUUGGAGCUGACAAGGAUGUGUUUGGCCCAAGAUUCACCAAAAACAUUACAGGAACUUUUGAGAAUCUCUGCCUUUGCCCAGUAGAGGACAGGAGUAAGAUCGUUCGGGUGUUGAAUUUGUGGCAGAAAAAUGGGGUGUUCAAGAUCGAGGUUAUUCAGCCUCUCCUGGACAUGGCAGCUGGCUCAAGCAGUGCUGCUGCACCCUACACAGGCACAGAUGAGCCAGAUUCUUCCCCACCUCCAGCCAAAGAGCCAGUUACGGCAAACUCGACCACCACGACAUCUGCUGCUCAGCUGCAAAACUCUGAUGCAUUUGCUGCUGUGGCACAGCUGUUUCAGUCCUCCCAGGGUCAGCAGCUUCAACAGAUGCUCCAGAACUUUCAGCAGCAGCCGCUGAAGUCAGACACCAACACUCAGCCUCCUGUCCAUAACAUUCAAACACAGGCCCAGAACAUCACCACUGGCCUGGGCAUAGUUGCCCCUCAGCCUCCCCUGCCUGCUGAACCCACCCAGCAGAAGACAACCUUUGACAAGAAACUGCUGGACCGUUUUGACUAUGAUGACGAACCAGAAGUUGGAGAAGAAACAAAGAAGGAUGAAAUUUCAUCACAGCCCCCCUUUAUGCAGCAGCCUCCGGCCUUCCUACAGCACAUGGAGCACUUUAAACCGCAGAUGAUUAACAUGUCGCAAGAACAGGUUCCUCUCCCUCCUAAUGGCCAACCCCAGGCCUAUGGUUUACCACCAGGACAAAAUUUCCCCACUAUGAUGCCUCCUAUGGGGCAUGCUUUACCAGGGCAGCCACUCCCUGGCUCCACUGGGCCUCCAGGCUUCCCAGGGGUAUACCCUCCCCACAGUGCUGGCCAACAACAACAGGAUAUGCCAGUGGAUUUGGAUGGUUCAUCUAUGAGGGAUGGCAGACAUGGUCGGCGGUCUCACUCAGGCUCCAGGUCUCCAAAGCGGAGGAGGUCACGGUCUAAUUCCCGUACACGGCGAUCCAGGCACAGGCGAUCCCGCUCCCGAGACCGGCGCCACCAUUCCCCACGCUCUCGCUCGCAGGAGCGCAGAGAGAGAGAGAAAGAGCGAGAGCGACGGCAGAAGGGCCUCCCGCCCCCCAAGAGUGAGACACUAAGCAUUUGCAGUACAACCCUCUGGGUGGGCCAGUUGGACAAAAGAACACAACAGCAAGAUGUGGCCUGUUUACUGGAGGAGUUUGGACAGAUUGAGUCCAUCAAUAUGAUCCCUCCACGUGGUUGUGCCUAUAUUGUCAUGAUACAUAGACAAGAUGCCUUCAGGGCUCUACAAAAGCUCAGUAGAGGCUCUCACAAAGUUAACCAGAAAGCCAUUAAGAUUGCUUGGGCUUUGAACAAGGGCAUAAAGGCUGAGUUCAAACAGUACUGGGAUGUGGAACUUGGCGUCACCUACAUACCGUGGUCUAAAAUCAGAGAAGCUCAGUUGGAGGAGCUAAAAGAAGGAGGAAUGCUGGAUGUAGACACUUUAUCACCAGAGUGGAGUAGUGCACGAAAGGCUCUUGACCUCUCAGAGGAGCUGACCCACAACGGCCGUUCAGAGCCACAGCAGCCAGAAGAGACACAAGUAUUACCCGUGGCCUCUGCAGCUGCUCCUCUUGCACAGGUUCCUCCAAUGCAGCAGCCCAUGGUUGGUGUGGGUUCUCUCCAGCCUCCAGUCUUUCCUGGUCCCAUAGGCAUGCCUCCGCCUUCCUUCCCCCCAGGCGUUCCCCCUCCUCCUUUCAUCAGACCUGGCUUCAAUCCCCUGCAGAUGCCUCCAGGCUUUCCUCCUCCAGGUUCCAUGCCUCUGGGCCCCCCACCUCCUUCCAAAGCUGGAGUUGAAGACUCACCUCUAGACCCAGCAGGUCUGGGAAACAGGAAAAACGAUGAGGUCCUGGAGGGUCCCAAUGUCUUCAACAACCAGAUGGGACCUAUAGGUAACCAGGUAGGUGUACCUCCAAGUUCUGUCCCAGGUGGUCCCCCAGGUGGUCCCCCAGGAAACCUUCAACCCCCUUCUGGUGGUCUGCUUGGUGCACGGCCCGGUCUCAUCCCACUCCAGCGUCCUCCAGUUCUCCCACCUCCACACAUGCAGCGUUUCCCUCCACCCCACGGGCCACGCCCCCCUCACCCCAACAUGCCACCCAUGCCCCCACAGAUGAUGCCCAGAGGGCCGCCUCCUCAAAUGAUGCACCACGAACCCCCUGCACCUAAAGGAGGCUUUGGGAUGCUCCCUCCCCACAGCGUAAGGGGUCCUUUCCCUCCACAUGGGCAUGGCCCUCCUCAGGGUCCUCCACCACCUCCUUUUAUCAGGCCAGGAGGUCCUCGUGGCCCAGAGGGACCGGAUGAAAUGGAUGGUAGAUCAUUCAGGGGAGACAGGCCAGGAUUCAGGGACCGGGAGCCAGAGAGGGACAGAGACUGGGAUCGAGACAGGGAUAGAGAGAGGGACCGAGGUUUUGGAGGUGGAAGGCGUCCAUUUGGUGAUGGAGGGAGGGGAGGGGGUGGUGAUAGAAUAGACGGGAGAGACAGGCUCGGAGGCUGGCAGGAAGAUGGAGGUGAUCACCGGGGAGGCGGAUGGGAGAGAGACAGAGAUCGGGACAGAGACCGUGAUCGAGACAGAGAUAGACGGGACUGGAGGGAGAGGCGAAGCAGCCUGGAUAGCGACAGGGGACGCGGGAGGGGUGAUGAUGGUGAGAGGGACCGAGGGCGGGGGGAGGGAGGAGAAAGAGGAAGGGGAGAAGGAGGGAGUCGAGAAAGAGGGAGAGGAGCUGAAGGUAAAGAAGGUGACAGGCCAAGGCGGUCAGAACGGCGAGAGAGGACUACGCGGUGGGACAGAGAUGAUCGAUUGGCUGAACUGGAAAACAUGGACAGAUUUCGGACCUCUAACAGCACAGAGCAACCUUCUUUGACUCCUGUGGUCUCCACAGAAACCAGUAAAGAACCAAGUGUAGACGCUUCUCAAAAGAAAGCAGAAUCAGAACUGUUGGCUCCGCCCCCAGACAUAACUGCUGCAGCGGAGCCGAUAGCCUCUGAGCCCUUACCUUCAGCUCAGUGUGAACCCACAGAAACAAAACAGGAAGCAGCAUCAUAAACGGGCUCAUUGCUCCUGCAGCCAGAGACUGCUGUGAACCACUGCAAAAUUUAAAAAAGGUGUUUUUUUUCACAAUGAUUACCAGCCUCAAUUCCUGGCAGAUGAAUAUCUAACUCGUCACAGUUUGUCAAUUAAUUAACAGUUUCUGGGCAGUAACACAUUUCUUGAAAACAGACAUCUCCCACACAUGUGAAAAUGGUUGUUUUCAGACUUUAUCGCUUAUGCUCGAAUUAGGCUUUGCAUCCGUGUCUUGAAACACACCAACACUUGAAAAUCAGUUUGGAUGUUUGUUUGGCUGUCAAUCUGGUUAUUCUCCUCUCUGCGUGUUGUAAGAAUGUUUGCAUGUUGACUUGGAUCUGUGCAUCUGGGGUUCAUUUGAAUUUAGCUUUUAUGUUUUUACUCAAGUUGGUUUACAGUUAGCGGAAAUUAUUACACAAAUUUAUUUUUGAUUUCAUGGCCUCAUCUGUGUGAUAGCAGGCACUCCUCAACAUUUUUUUAUUUGCCAAAAUGUCAUGUCAAACACUGAAUAGUAGAAAUGCCUUUUUUUGGCUUAAAAUCUCAUCUUUUCUGUCAUGUUGUGUCUUUAUUGCAAUAUUGCAACCAUUAAGGCUUUGAAAGGACUUCGGUGACCUAAAGAUGCAAUCAAGUUCCUUGCAGGUGACCUGAGAGCAGGAUGUGGUUAAAAUAGUAAAAAAGUUAUUUCAGACAUUCUUUUGGAUGUUAGGGUAACUCUCGCCAUGAUCAUGAACUCACUGUGAUUCUGUCCUCACUUUUCAUCCUCUGAACCACACUUUUAGGUAGAAUGAAGACAAAUAUUGUCUUCAUUCUACCAGACAUUUGGUGCAGUAACUCAUGAAUCUAUAACAUGCACUUUUACUGUCCAGUGCUUGUGCUCAAAAAAAAAAAAUCCAGUCGUAAUACAUAAUUUUGUUAAAGUUUUUGAAAAGUAUGUAUUACACAGUACCAAGACUUACCCAUAGGAAUGGACAUAACACUGACUAGAAGCCUAGAAGCUUAUUCUCACAAGGUCUCUGAGUCUGACUUGAUAGUCAUAAUUCACUGUUAACAGUAAUUGCAUCUAAUUCCUUGUGGGGGGAAAAAGCAACACCACAUUCUUUGAUUGUCCUGUACUUAUUCAGAUGUCACUAUAGUAAAAAAAAAUUACAUUUUGUGUGUACAUGUAAUCAUUUUGUUAGGUUAGAAAAAUAAUGGACAAACACAAAUCAUUAACAGGACUCUUAACAGAGGACUUAAGGUUUAAUGCUGGCAUACUUGUAUUCUUUUGCUUCAUGGAUGUUAUGAUUGAUUGGCCAUAAACCAGAAAUAUCAACGUAACGUGCAAAAAUUAAGAAGGGAAAGAAAAUGCACAUUCAGGUGUAUCUUGGUAUAUCUCCUUUGGAAUAAAGGCUGCAAAGAAAUUUGAUGAUGUCAUAAAAGUUGGCUUUGUUUCAGACAUUUGAGUGAUCUAGGCUUAUUGGUAUGAAAAAAGACCCAGAUGGCCAACAUUUGUUCAAAACCUGCUGAAAAAAGAUGUUUCGUGUUUCGUUUGGUUUCUGCUAAAUAUUUUGACUGUCAUUUUUUCAAAACCAACCAUCAUAAAAGUUCAAUGGAGGUAAAAUGCUGUUAGACUUUAGGAUGUGUGUACUUAGUAAUUUUUCUGCUGUCUAAAUUUCACAUCUUUGCAUAAAUAUGUAUAUUUUUAAUUUUUAGUUAAAAAAAAUAGAACAUUUUGUAGAUCCAACAGAAGAAUAUCCAACACAAGUUUAUUUUAAAAUUAUUGUAUUCCACAAACAUUGAGGUGCCAGCUUGGAUUAUUUGAGCAUCUUGUAUAAACACGUUCCUUUGGCUGUGUGUAUGGAAGAAAGGAAGAGAGCAAUUUCUUGGAUCACACUCUGAUUUAAAUGAUUUUUGGCCACAUGAAAACAAAAUUUCACCUUUUUUUUUGUUUUUUGUUUUUUUCCAGUGUUUGAUCUUUCAAGAGUUGUAACCAUUUGAAGCCCAGACUCUGCAAACCUUACACCUUGUUCUUAAAUAAUUUUAACACAAACUCAUUUGGGGCUAAAGUCAUGAAAUUAAGAGUGUUGCUUGUGACGCACUGCUGUAAAUAUGCUUGUAUCACUGACAAUUCAAAGGUGUAAUGGUAAUUGUUGUUUAUGAUCUGUGAUUCGUUUUUCUUAGGGAAACAAAUUGACUUUGAAGGAACAACAGAGGCCCUUUGCUUUAACAUUUUUUAACUCCUAAUGGUUUGAACGUUGAAAGAUGUUUCUAUGAUUUGUUAAAAAUACAAAAGACAUGGACAUAAAAUCUUCAAUACUUCAGCCAUAGGAAAUUGUUUUUAAUAAACUAUUUUUGUACCAAAA
Messenger RNA from Scatophagus argus, 5862 nucleotides. RefSeq names its product SR-related CTD-associated factor 4a (gene scaf4a). Gene Ontology annotation, cellular component: nucleus. Gene Ontology annotation, molecular function: RNA polymerase II C-terminal domain phosphoserine binding; RNA binding. The transcript is spliced from 19 exons. Lineage: Eukaryota; Metazoa; Chordata; Actinopteri; Scatophagidae. Bases 182 to 3502 code for a protein of 1106 amino acids. The record is from RefSeq and is a predicted model, not a curated record. Gene Ontology annotation, biological process: negative regulation of termination of RNA polymerase II transcription, poly(A)-coupled.